Beta vulgaris subsp. vulgaris (sugar beet) is the source of this 1514-nucleotide messenger RNA. Its product is annotated as AP2-like ethylene-responsive transcription factor At1g79700. The transcript is spliced from 8 exons. The record is from RefSeq and is a predicted model, not a curated record. Gene Ontology annotation, molecular function: DNA binding; DNA-binding transcription factor activity. NCBI's taxonomy places the organism in Eukaryota, Viridiplantae, Streptophyta, Magnoliopsida, Caryophyllales, Amaranthaceae. The coding region runs from base 244 to 1275 and encodes 343 amino acids. Gene Ontology annotation, biological process: regulation of DNA-templated transcription.
GGACCCAAAAAUCUCCAUGGUAGAUGGAAAUAUAUAAACCUGAAAAUACUCCAAAAACUCUAUGCCAAAAUCCUCUAAUCUUAGCUUAAUUAAUGUCCUUUUCUUUAUCAUUUCCUUUUCAAUUUCUUCACCACCUCCUUUGUACCCACGUUAUAUUCAAUGAUAUAACCAUCAACUACAACAACUUGAACCUGCCAUAAAUAACCAUUCUCUCCUUCUCUCUCUAUCUCAAAAUAGAAAGAUAUGGCAAAAGCACCAAUAAAGAGAAAACAGAAGUGCAGUUCUGAUGAUCAUUAUACUAAAACUACAAAUAAUCAUGUCAAAAUUGCUACUACUAAAGUUAAGCGAGCAAGGAAAUGUUCUCCUAGAAAAUCUCCUUUUCAGCGUAGCUCUAAAUAUCGCGGUGUAACAAGGCAUAGGUGGACUGGAAGAUAUGAAGCACAUUUGUGGGACAAGGAUAGCUGGAUUGAUACACAAAAGAAGAAAGGAAAACAAGUAUAUCUUGGUGCUUAUGAUGAUGAAGCAACAGCAGCACGAGCUUAUGACUUGGCGGCACUGAAGUAUUGGGGAGAAAACACCAUACUAAAUUUUUCUUUAUCUACUUAUGAAGAUGACAUGAAAGAAAUGGAUGGAUUAUCCAGAGAAGAGUAUCUAGGAUCACUAAGAAGAAAAAGUAACGGCUUUUCUAGAGGACUCUCAAAGUAUAGAGGAGUUGCAAGGCACCACUACAAUGGAAGAUGGGAAGCUCGAAUUGGCAGGGUACUCGGCAACAAAUAUCUUUACCUUGGGACAUUUGCUACCCAAGAAGAGGCUGCAUCUGCCUACGACAUAGCGGCAAUUCAAUAUAGGGGACUCAAUGCCGUCACCAAUUUUGACCUUAGCCGCUAUCUCAAACCAAACAACUCAUGUGAUAACCAACCAAGCCCUAAAGAUACACAUAUUGAGCCAAACAAGUCAGUUGAUAGUGGUGUUUCUAGUAGUAGUAGCAAUCAAAGCUUCUUAGGGCACACAUUUGAGCAAACCUAUGAUCAAGUGCAAGUAGAUGAUGCUAUUAGCAUUGAUGAAAUUAUGGGAGGCCAACCACCAUCAUUAAGUUUUGAUGAAUUUGACUUGUUGGAGUAUAACAUGAGUGACGAUAAUCUAUAUAUGCGUAUGGAAGGCCAAUGUUCAUCUACAAAUGAUAUAAGAAACCAUGAAAAAGAUUUCUUUAGUGAUCUUAACUCAAUCUUAUGUGACUUUGAUGUUAUGGAGGCUGAACAAAUUGGGACGAUGUAAAUGUAUAUCUUAGACUUAAACCUGAGAGGAGAUACAACGCAAGGGUCUUAAUUACCAAGAAAUAUUUAUUUACUACCAUAGAGAAGAUAGAUUUAAUAGAUAUUUGUUACAGUUAUAUUGGUAUAUAUCAAAUGAUAUUAUAUUGUAUUUCUUAUUUUUUAUGUGUUUUGAAAGUGAGAUGAAUGAUAAUAAGCAAUUUUAUUUAUUCUUUCAAAACUGUUGAGAUUUGAGUACUUUGU